AUGGCGGCGGUGGUGGCGCGGUCGGAGGUGGAGGCGAUGGUGCAGCUGCUGGGCGCGGACAAGGCCAGGCAGCGCGAGGAGGGCUUUAGGAGGCUGCAUCGCUACAUGCACGACUCGUGCAUGCUGUCCUUCUGCACCGCUCUGGACCGAGCGCUGUGCACGGCCAUCAACAGGGACGUGCUCGCCACAAACGCCACGCGCACGCGCCGCACCCACAGGCAGGAAGCAGCGAGGGAGCUGCGGAGGCUGAUAGAGGCGGCAGAUGAGAGAGGUGCUGUGAGGGAGAGGGGGGGAGGAAGGGGGGGUGUGAGAGGGAGUUGGAGGGGUUUGCAUGCAGAGGGGGGUGGGUGGGUGGAUGCAGUGAUACCCCCACCCCCUCUAGCGCUCACCCCUUGUGCCUCAGCAGCAGGGUGUGCACGGCGUGGUGGGCACGGUGUGUCAGCACAUAGCAGCCACACUAAUCGUCUAAUUCUCCUUCCUCCUUUGCUCCCCUCCCCUGCCUUCCCAGUCCCCCCACCCCCACUGGGCGCCCACCCCUUGCGCCUAGCCAACAGGGUGCGCACACUGUGCCAGCACAUAUCAACCACGCUGCCCCUGGCGCCCUCCUUCCUCACCGACUACUGUCACACGCUGCUCGCGCUGCUUGCCGUGCCUGACUAUGCGCUCUGCAUCACCCACACCAAGACACUGCGAGAGCUCAUCACAUUCUUUAUGAGCCACCUGGAGCUGGCAGUUGGAGCAGCUACCGCCACCACAACACCAGGAGUGCUCCUCCCGCCCGCGUCGGCAUCACCUGCUGCUGGUGCCGCUACAGUGUCCAGUCUGGAGGCCGCUUCCUCCGUGCUGGCGCUGACUCGCUGUGCUGCGGGCGGAGCCUCCCUGAAGGUGCAGCAGCAGCGCGACAUGGUAGCCAGCUUUACCCGCAUCUUCACUCACCUCAGUGACGACGGCCGGUUGGCACGCAAGCUGCUGGCGUGUGGGGCAGCCUUCCUCGCAGCGUGUGGGAGGGGCCUUGCUGCAGCAGGGGAACUGGCGGGGCUGCUAGGUGCACUCAGGGGCUUUGUGGUGCGCACGUGGCACUGCACUCGGGAUGAGAAUGUCAUGGAGGGCCUCGUUCUCUCUGCGCGCAUGCUCGUGCGCCUCACAGCAGGAGGGGAACUGCACGACGGCGAUGAUGGGAGCGAGGAGGGGGCGGAGGGGGCACCGCUGGCAGCAGGAGGGGGUGGAGGGGGCAGCAGCAAGGUGCAGAGCGAGUUGCAGAGGGAGGUGCAGAGGGAGGUGCAGAGGGAGGUGCUGUUGCUGGUGGUGAAGGAACUCUCGCGCUCCUCCACUGCUGCUAGCACCACUGCCUCUGCCAGCCUGCUUCGAGGGUGCGUGGCGGGGCGGCUCCCCCAGCAAUGCACUGCUUCCCUCCCUGUACGCCUCACUGCUUCCCUCCCUGUACGCCUCACUGCUUCCCUCCCUGUACGCCUCACUGCUUCCCUCCCUGUACGCCUCACUGCUUCCCUCCCUGUACGCCUCACUGCUUCCCUCCCUGUACGCCUCACUGCUUCCCUCCCUGUACGCCGCACUGCUUCCCUCCCUGUACGCCUCACUGCUUCCCUCCCUGUACGCCUCACUGCUUCCUUCCCUGUACGCCUCACUGCUUCCCUCCCUGUACGCCUCACUGCUUCCCUCCCUGUACGCCGCACUGCUUCCCUCCCUAUACGCCUCACUGCUUCCCUCCCUGUACGCCUCACUGCUUCCCUCCCUGUACGCCUCACUGCUUCCCUCCCUGUACGCCUCACUGCUUCCCUCCCUGUACGCCUCACUGCUUCCCUCCCUGUACGCCUCACUGCUUCCCUCCCUGUACGCCUCACUGCUUCCCUCCCUGUACGCCUCACUGCUUCCCUCCCUGUACGCCUCACUGCUUCCCUCCCUGUACGCCUCACUGCUUCCCUCCCUGUACGCCUCACUGCUUCCCUCCCUGUACGCCUCACUGCUUCCCUCCCUGUACGCCGCACUGCUUCCCUCCCUGUACGCCUCACUGCUUCCCUCCCUGUACGCCUCACUGCUUCCUUCCCUGUACGCCUCACUGCUUCCCUCCCUGUACGCCUCACUGCUUCCCUCCCUGUACGCCUCACUGCUUCCCUCCCUGUACGCCGCACUGCUUCCCUCCCUAUACGCCUCACUGCUUCCCUCCCUGUACGCCUCACUGCUUCCCUCCCUGUACGCCUCACUGCUUCCCUCCCUGUACGCCUCACUGCUUCCCUCCCUGUACGCCUCACUGCUUCCCUCCCUGUACGCCUCACUGCUUCCCUCCCUGUACGCCUCACUGCUUCCCUCCCUGUACGCCUCACUGCUUCCCUCCCUGUACGCCUCACUGCUUCCCUCCCUGUACGCCUCACUGCUUCCUUCCCUGUACGCCUCACUGCUUCCCUCCCUGUACGCCUCACUGCUUUUCUGGAUGUGCGGGCAGUGACAGCAGCGUCCAGGUCAUCGCUGCACGCAUCAUCCUCCGUGGCGCAAUCCCAUUGGCCAAUCAUGGACCUCGCUGCCUCGCUCCUCUCCCAGGUGCCAUCGCCUCACCUCCUCUCCUUCCCAACAUUCCCCCUUCUCCCGCCAUUACUCACUCUAUCUCCUCCCCUCCCUUCCACCUUUGCCCGCCACCUCUCAUGUCAUACAUUCACUCUCCCUCCGUCCCCGCUCCCUUCUCCCCCAUACUCCCUUCUUGCUCUCUUGUUCUCGUCCCAUUGCGGCGGCGUGGGAGCAGGAGCACUGGCAGGUGUAUGUGUGGGCGCUGCUUAUGAAGGCAGUGGUGGUGGUGCGGGUGGCUCCUCGGCACUGCUCCCUGGUGAGGCACUGCUCCCUGGUGAGGCACUGCUCCCUGGUGAGGCACUGCUCCCUGGUGAGGCACUGCUCCCUGGUGAGGCACUGCUCCCUGGUGAGGCACUGCUCCCUGGUGAGGCACUGCUCCCUGGUGAGGCACUGCUCCCUGGUGAGGCACUGCUCCCUGGUGAGGCACUGCUCCCUGGUGAGGCACUGCUCCCUGGUGAGGCACUGCUCCCUGGUGAGGCACUGCUCCCUGGUGAGGCACUGCUCCCUGGUGAGGCACUGCUCCCUGGUGAGGCACUGCUCCCUGGUGAGGCACUGCUCCCUGGUGAGGCACUGCUCCCUGGUGAGGCACUGCUCCCUGGUGAGGCACUGCUCCCUGGUGAGGCACUGCUCCCUGGUGAGGCGUGCCCGCUUCCGUACUCUACUUCCGCCAGUCUUGCUUCUCCUCAAACCUUCCUUCUUCCAGCACUUACCGCUCUCUUCGUUGCUUCUGCAUCUCUUACCCCUCCCUCCAUCCCUCCCCCCCUCCCUCCAUCCCUUCCCCCUCCCUCCAUUUCUCCCCGCUCCCUCCACCCCUCCCCUUUCCUCACGUCUCUCCCCCAUUCCUCCAUCUCGUGCCUCUCCCUCCAUCGCCCCCGCUCCCACCACCUGCAGGCUAACAGCCCUGUGUGUGCUGCUCUGCGACCACAGCCACUCCAUACCGCCACACACCCUGCACCGCUGGCUUGCCCUCCUGCACUCGCACCUCGCCAGGCGCUUCUUGAGGCGCCACAAGUCCGCUGUCUGCGUGUGUACCUCCGUGCCUCCGGGGCAGCAGAGCAGGUGGAUGCAGGAUGCGAGGCACAAGGGCUCGUUGCCAACACCCAUCUGGGCGCUCAGUCAGCAACAGGGUGCCUGCAGCAGCUGUGCACGCUGCUCACCGCUCCUCACCCUCUGCAUCGGUCAAGCCAAGUUCCUCUCAGCAGCAGCCCCGCAGCAGCUUCACCACAGCACCCGCAGCACCCUCCUCCGCAGCAUCUGUCGCUUGCUGCUCUGUGGCAGAGCGUGUGGGGCGAGGUCACUGCUGCUCUCCCUGCGCUGCCUCUUGCAUUGGUGGAGCCAUGCCUCUCGCUCCUCUCCACCUUACUGCAAGCGGUGAGUGCAGGUGCCAUGUGCCAUUUGCAACCAU
This is a messenger RNA of Closterium sp. NIES-65, 3982 nucleotides long. The record is from the annotation of a GenBank genome assembly. NCBI's taxonomy places the organism in Eukaryota, Viridiplantae, Streptophyta, Zygnematophyceae, Desmidiales, Closteriaceae.